Molecule: messenger RNA, 969 nt
Organism: Chenopodium quinoa (quinoa)
Lineage: Eukaryota; Viridiplantae; Streptophyta; Magnoliopsida; Caryophyllales; Amaranthaceae
Exons: 2
Coding region: 1-969 (322 amino acids)
Molecular function (GO): zinc ion binding
Source: RefSeq, a predicted model, not a curated record
AUGACAUGCACAUUUCAGCUAAUAAAGUUGAUUGAAUGUACAUGCAGGGGGUUGAUGCAGCAGUUCAUGACAUUCCCUAGAGCAAGUAGAAGAAUAUGCUGUCAGCACUUGUACAGUAACUGUAAGACAAAUGGAUUUGGUGGAACAACUUUUCACAAGCUCUUCUGGAUUGCAGCUGAUGCAUACAAUCCAUAUGUCAUUAAUAAAGUUAUGGGGAAGAUUCAUGCCCACAAUCCAAAAGCUGUUGAGUACUUGAACAAUACCACAGAGGUUUGGUCAAGGCAUCAGUUUGAUACAUCACUUUGUUGUGAUCAUAACACAACCAAUUUUGUUGAAUCAUUCAAUUCCUGCACCAAGCCAUACAAAGAUCUACCUGUUCUAAAACUUCUUGAAGGUAUAAGGCAAUGGUGCAUGAAUAGGAUGGCUCCAAGGUUUGAUAAAGCACCAUCCAUGGGUGAUAGGGACCUCACUGAGUAUGCAACCAAGAUCUUGCAACAGAGAUCUGAUGAGUCCAGGUUCUGCUAUGCAACUCCAUGUGGUGGUGAUGAGUUUGAGGUGAAGGACCAACAUGUGCAUUUUCCUAUCAAGCUAGGGACUGGAACUUGUGGUUGUGGGAAGUGGCAACAUUCAGGGAUCCCAUGCAAACAUGUGCUAAGGGUGAUUUACCACAAGAGGCUUCAACCUGAAGAUUUUAUAUCUCCUUAUUUCAAAGGGAGGGCAUACAAAAGCACUUAUGCUGAGCAUAUGCACCCAAUUCCUGACCCAAGUCAAUGGCCUUCAUUCAACCUCCCUGACCUACUUCCACCACCAGUAAAAAGAUCUGUAGGUAGAUCAAAGAAGCAGAGAAGAAGAGGGCCAAAUAAAUCAAGGAAAGGGAAAAGGCAUAGCACAAUUAAGUGCAGCUUAUGCAAUGAGUUGGGCCACAACAUGUUGACAUGUGCAGCAAAGAAAAAGAAUGCAGUAACUUAA